UACAACUGGAGCAUUUGAGAGCUGCAACUACAGACUGCACCAUGCGGUUCAACACGCUGUUCUUCCUGGUGAUCACAACUUGUCUCAGUCUUGUACUGGCACAAGGGUCCUUUGAUGACUGCUGUUUAAAGUAUGUGAAGAAAAUGAAUAUCAACUCUCAGAAACAUGCAGUUAGUUACACACUGCAGUUGACAGAUGGAAGCUGCAACAUCCCUGCUGUAAUCUUCACCAUGAAGAGGGGGCGUGUGUUUUGCGCAGAUCCGAAUGAGAAAUGGGUUGAAGAACUGGUGACAAAGAUUGACAAAAAGUCAAAGAAGUUCCGUCCACGACACAGAGGCUGAGGGCAACUGUCUGCUACAAUGGCCCUCUUCUUCCUCUGCCAAAUCUUAUCAUUAAGCAACAAGCGGUUUUAUGGUGUCUUACUGGAAGGCAGCGGAGGAGGCUGGCCAAAGAAAUCUUGUAGCAUUACUUUUGCUUUCACUCUGCACUGAGAUAAAGGUCAAAAGCUUGGGCAGAAUCGACUGGCCACCACAUAUAAAUGCUUUUUCCGCAUAGCUGCUUCAAUGAGAAUAUUUGUGACAGUUUUCUUGCCUUUUAAGACAUCAGAUAUUAAAUAAGCUGUUUAAUUAAUGGUGAUGGAGUGUAAAUGAUUAUAUAUAUAUAUAUAUAUGUGUGUGUGUGUGUGUAUAUAUAGUAUUUCUUUCAUGAUGUGUUCAGAUAUCAAUGCUUGUUUAUGUGCGAACACAAAUUGUCAAAUGCAAAUGCCUUUCUGAAUUGUGUGUCACAGAAAAGGUGAAACUCUUAAUUUCUUCUAAAUGGUUUAAAUGUCACUCUUUUCAUACAUGUUGUGCAUAGAUUUUAUUUUAGUAAAUGUGAUCCCAUAAAAGUAUAUGUGUUCCCA
Micropterus dolomieu (smallmouth bass) is the source of this 901-nucleotide messenger RNA. It is a transcript of the gene ccl25a, whose product is annotated as chemokine (C-C motif) ligand 25a. Gene Ontology annotation, biological process: cellular response to type II interferon; chemokine-mediated signaling pathway; lymphocyte chemotaxis. NCBI's taxonomy places the organism in Eukaryota, Metazoa, Chordata, Actinopteri, Centrarchiformes, Centrarchidae. The record is from RefSeq and is a predicted model, not a curated record. Bases 42 to 341 code for a protein of 99 amino acids. Gene Ontology annotation, cellular component: extracellular region. Gene Ontology annotation, molecular function: CCR chemokine receptor binding; chemokine activity. The transcript has 5 exons.